AGAGCGAUUUCGCUUUGUGUCACAUUUCGUAUAACGCGCACCAUAAACGUCGGCACCAAGUUACAGCAGCAUUUCGCACACAUGAAAAAAAAAAUACAGAAUAUAAACUGAGAAUCGACAAUUGAGAAAGCUACUGCAAAAAAAUAAAAAGACAAAAUAAAAAAAAUACCGAAGGCAACAAAAAAAUAAUAUAGAUAUACACACACGGCAAUAAACGUGAAGCGAGUAAGCACAAAAACAAAAUAGAAGAAAAAUGCUAAACACAAAAGGAUCUUUAAGAAGAAGCCUACGCAAACGUGUAAAAUAAUUUUAGAAUAAUUAAAACGUCUCUUAUUUUAUCUCUCUGUUUCGAUAUCGUGUGAGUGACAUUUUUAAUAUUUUGGAUCUGAAGGAAAAUUGAAACAGAUUUUUGUUUUGUUCUGUGUGUCAAAGUCGUACGUGAAAUAAAUGCCACAGCAAGAGAACGGGAGGAAGACAAAAAGUUUUUUUCCAUUUUUUUCUUUCGAACAAUCGGCAAUUGAAAAUUGAAAGUGUUUGUGUGACCGCAAAAGUCAGAAAAGGAUAAAACAGUUAGCGCCCAAACUAACCGACUGUGUGGUAAAACAUCAAUAAAAUCAACGUCACAUUGAAUAGAACAAGGAGGUUUACACCGUGCGAACAAACAAAUCGAAAAUAAACAGGCUGAACGACGGAAAGCAAUUCACACACAACAACGUCAGACAAGAAAGGAGAAACCAUCAAACCAAACCAAAAACAAAGAGGACAAUUGAAGAGAAGCAACAAAAAAACGGGGACGAAUUAUUCGGUGGUACCGAGCGUUGAAUGGGAGCAAUUAACCGAACCAUAAAUGCAAUAGAAAAUUUCGGAAAAUGCGACAAACUCGUUCGCGCACAAAAGCACAAAUCCCUGAGGAUGUACCGCAGCUAGAGAAAGCAAUUGACACACUUAAUCAAAAAGAACUACGACAAUUGUUGAACUAUCGUUCUUCAGACAAAUCAUCGUUGUCCAGCCUUCGUGCCCGAAGCUAUGAUUUAUUGAGAACCAAUUAUUCAUCGACUAAAUCGAGACUACAAACCAUUUUGGAGAAACAAACCGAAACAACUGAAAGUCGUUCAACAUCACCGCAAAUUUAUACGGCACCUGUUUCCAGUCAAUCGCAAUCCAACAAUCCACUGACAUCUUUAUCCACUCCGGCCGUGCCACUUGGCCAAAUACAAUCGCAAGUGAGCAGCACACCGUACAGUUCAUUUCAGCCGCAGAUCACAUCAUUUUUACAUCAAUUUGAACAAUUCGCAAAUAACAAAAACCAGCAGCAACAAACUGCUCCACCGGUAAGACAAUCCUACCAGAGACACAUACAAUCAUCACAACAAACGCUGCCGUCAUUAGCCGUACCGCAAGUAAUAGACCGAUCGUCGGUUUCUGAUCUGUCGAACAACGGUAUUAUGUAUCAGCCGAAUUUGAAUGUGGUGCCACCGGCAACAGGCAACGGUGCCGUCACAUUACCUCACACAAAUGGUUUGGUCAACAGCACUGGCUACGGCACAGCAACAGUACCACCACAGCCAGGCGUUACACAGAAUUUACCGCAACAUCCGGAUGUGCGUUUGAAAAAGUUGGCAUUCUUCGAUGUGAUGGCCACACUACUCAAGCCAUCAACACUGAUACCCACAUCGAAUUCGCAACGAAUGCAAGAGGGCACAUACUAUUUCCAUCUGACGCCGCAGCAAGCCACUGACAUAGCUAGUAAUAGAGAUAUUCGGAAUAGCCAGAAAAUUGAACACAUCAUACAGGUUCAAUUACGAUUUUGUUUGUUAGAAACAUCGUGUGAACAAGAAGAUUAUUUUCCGCCUAAUGUUAUUGUAAAAGUUAAUAAUAAGUUAUGCCCAUUGCCAAAUCCCAUUCCGACAAAUAAACCGGGCGUAGAACCGAAGCGGCCACCACGACCGGUUAACAUUACCACAAAUGUUAAACUCUCGCCGACGGUAGCGAAUAAUAUACAUGUCACGUGGUGUACAGAUUACAAUCGAGGUUUCGUCAUAUCGGCUUAUUUGGUGAAAAAGUUGACGUCAAGCCAGUUACUGCAACGGAUGAAGGCAAAAGGAAUCAAACCAAUAGAAUUUACACGUUCUCUGAUCAAGGAAAAACUGAAAGAAGACGCUGACUGUGACAUUGCAACGACAGAAUUGCGCGUAUCAUUGAUGUGCCCGCUUGGAAAAAUGCGAAUGACCACACCGUGCCGAGCAUCGACGUGUUUGCAUUUGCAAUGUUUCGACGCAUCAUUGUUUCUUCAAAUGAAUGAGCGCAAACCAACGUGGAACUGUCCUGUUUGCGAUAAACCGGCACUGUAUGAAACACUAGUGAUUGAUGGCUAUUUUCAAGACGUAUUACAGUCAACCCUACUUCCGGCGGACACAAAUGAAAUUCAGCUACUAAAAGAUGGUUCAUGGGCAACACACGAUAACAAUUCCGAUUCAAAUUGUUUAGACACACCACGGAAAUCAACACAAAAAGUGGAAGUAAUCUCAGAUGACAUAGAAGUAAUCAUAGCCGACGAUUCGCCGAAAUCAAGUAUUAAGACACAAGCAAUGAAUGGUGGAAAUAAUAGUUCGACGACGGCGGCAAGCAAACCAAAUGAACCAUCGUCAACGACGACUGGAGACUCGGUGGAUUUGACGCUUAGCGAUUCAGAUGAUGAAUGUGUUCAAGUUCGUCAGGGGAACAACAACAGUACGAACAAUAAUUCAAGUGCUUCAAACAAAGGUCCAUCAGCAACGUCAGCAACACCUGUCAUUACGAAUGAAGACGAUGUCGAUAUGGCUGAAAUAAUAUUAUAGAAGAGAAACACCUCGUAAAAUAAGAAUCAUCGCAGUCUUUGACCAUUCACAUUGAAAACACACACACAAAAAUAAUUAACGUUUCAUUUUUUUUUUUUUUAAUUUAAUUUUUUUCUCUUUUUGAGAGUAAUUUUUCUUUCCAUUGUUCAUAAUUAAGAAGAGAAAAAAAAAAUAUCGUGGAUCAAUUUCUAUGGUCCAAUAGCUGAACUGAAUUGUUGUAUCACAAAAUAUUUUGUUGUAAAAGUGAAACCAGAGAGAAAAGGAGAAAAUUGAUUAUUAUUUGGACAUUUCGAAUCGAAAUUCGACUGAGACCCACCCACACACAGUGUGUGUGUGUCAUACACACAUUCAGUUCAUGCUAAAUCCAUUUCUGUACAUUUCAAAUCACACAGGCAAAUUUUGUUAGCUAUUUAUUAAUUAUUGUGUGUAAUUUCUAAUUGAUGUUUUGCAUUUCAAACUGGUUGGAAGGAACUGAAGAAAAAAAACACAAGAAUUUAGAACUAAAGAGAAACGCUUUGUGCAACAGAUAUGAAUAAAUGAAGAAACAAAAAUCGAAAAUCGUUUUAACAAAUAAUUAGCAAAAAGUAAAAUACAUGACAAAAAACAAACAAACAAAAUUUGUACGGAAUCAUUUCUACAAAGCGACAAAUGAGAAGCAUUAGUUUUCUCUUGUAUACAAACACAAAUGGAUUACAAAAAACAAAUUAGACUCUAUCGAAACGGGAAGCAAAUUUACGAAUGAAAAAAAAAUGAUCAAAAGCAAAAUGAAUGAGAAUCAAAUUAUAUUUACACGAAACGCAGGAUACGAGACAGAGAAGAAACGAACAUGGAACCGUGAAAAUGAAAUGACACAACAGUAACAAAAUGAGACACUGAAUACGAAAAAAAACAAAAGAAGAUAAAGUUGACAAAAGAGAAUAUAUUUAAGAAAAUAAAAUCGUAAUCUUAUUUAUAAAAUAUCAACAGGACUUUUGAUUUGACUCUUUGUAUUCUGUAUGUAGUGUUCAUUUUUUUUUCUUCGUUGCUAUUUUACAAGACCCACUGGUUUACAAGAGAUACGGUGCUGUUAUUCAUCGUUCAUCCAACUAAAAAGCGGAUUUCCGAAACGAAAAAGAAUAUCCGCGACUCGUCGACGUCGCUGUUUUUAUUACCUUCGAAGUAUGUCCCUUUACACUAUAUACACACAUUUAUUUCUAUUUAUUUUAUUUCAAUCGAAACAAACAUGUAAUUUCGUAUGAAUUUGUGGCUUUUGUUGAAAUGGUUUCCUUCACAUCACACACACACACACACUCACACAUAUUAAAUUUAUUUUCGAUGGGCGCAUUUAAUUUUUGUUUGUUGUGACAUAAUGCUUUCUCUUAAUUUUUAAUUUUUGUUUUUUUUUUCUCUCAAUGGAAUUCAAAGUCGAAUUGAAGCGUAUUCGAAAAUUGUAAAUGGGAAAAUUGUUACUAAAUAAGAAAUAUAUUGAUACACAUAAUGCUAAUGGUGUAUGCCUCUGGCUAACCAUGGUCUUGUUUCUUUCCAA
Molecule: messenger RNA, 4362 nt
Organism: Sitodiplosis mosellana (orange wheat blossom midge)
Lineage: Eukaryota; Metazoa; Arthropoda; Insecta; Diptera; Cecidomyiidae
Gene: Su(var)2-10
Product: E3 SUMO-protein ligase PIAS2
Exons: 12
Coding region: 870-2837 (655 amino acids)
Biological process (GO): regulation of transcription by RNA polymerase II; protein sumoylation
Molecular function (GO): transcription coregulator activity; zinc ion binding; SUMO ligase activity
Source: RefSeq, a predicted model, not a curated record